GUUUUUAGCUCAAGCGCUUACACUGAAUUUUCGAGCACGAUGCACAGAGAAGGCGGUAGAUCUUACAAAGCUAUCCAACCUCCUAUUGGUGUUGUUUAUAAUUUCUUGCAGAAGAAAGCACGUGUGAGGGUAUGGCUGUAUGAACAGUGUAACUUACGAAUUGAAGGAGUGAUAAUUGGUUUUGACGAGUACAUGAACCUAGUGUUGGCUGACGCUUGUGAAAGGCACAUGAAGUCAGGAGCUAAAAAACCUUUGGGAAGGAUCCUUUUAAAAGGAGAGACGAUAACGCUCGUCCAGGUUGCGAAUUAACGGAGUUAUUUCAGAUUCUGAUAAAUCACUGUUAAUAUUUCCCACUUUUGUUAGACUUGUUUCUUUAACGUGUUAUUCGUAAUAAUUCAACUCUGCAGUGAUAUCAUAUAAAAGAGGAUAUAGCGAAGGUUAUCGUUGCAUUCAUAUUCGACCUAUUUAGAUGUCUAAAACUGUAUCAUUUCCUGUCCACUUUGUUAGCAAUAACUUAUCAUAUUAAUGACUUCUAAAUCAUUCACAGAUCACAUUUAAGUAAAAUUGUUUUGCUUUAUCAAAC
Messenger RNA from Schistosoma bovis, 583 nucleotides. Lineage: Eukaryota; Metazoa; Platyhelminthes; Trematoda; Strigeidida; Schistosomatidae. The record is from the annotation of a GenBank genome assembly.